Puma concolor (puma) is the source of this 824-nucleotide messenger RNA. The record is from RefSeq and is a predicted model, not a curated record. NCBI's taxonomy places the organism in Eukaryota, Metazoa, Chordata, Mammalia, Carnivora, Felidae.
CCUGGGGGCCCUGCGGGCUGAGGCCGCCUCGGUGUGGGAAGUGAGUGGCCUGACGGGGCAGAACGGGGUCUGGAGCCGGCGGCUGAGAUGCUGGCCCAGGCAUGGAAUCCCUGACAACUUCCCAGUCUCCCCCAGGCCCUCCAGCUAUGGACUUGGAGGAGCCCAGGGACGCCCUUUCACCCCCUCAGGACGUCACCCCCAACUGCCAGUGGGACCCGGUGCCGGGAGGCCCCGGCAGCCUGAAUCAGAUGGAACUUGAUGGGCCAAGUAUUCGGGAACUGGUGCAGCAGUUUGAGGCUCUGCCUGGUGAUCUGGCGAGCUUGUCCCCAGACGGACCUCCCUGCCCCCUGCACGUUGCCACCGGCCACGGCCUCGCCUCCCAGGACGUCGCUGAUGCCCAUGGGCUCUUGUCUGCCGAGGCCGGCCGGGACGACCUGCUGAGCCUUCUGCACUGCCAGGAGUGUCCUCCUCCCCAGUCUUGUCCGAAGGAGCCUCCGGACCCUGCUCCUCGCCUGUUGCAGCCCCCUGAGGACCCAGACGGGGAUGCCGGCCCCCCGGAAUGGCCGGAGGGCGCUUCUGCCGAGCAGGCCGGCAGCCGGAGCUCAAGCAGCUCCCCAGAACCGUGGCUGGAGACAGUCCCUCUGGUUGUUCCCGAAGAGCCCCCUGCCAGUGUCCAGAGCCCCAAGACCCUGGUGCCAUACCCUGCCCUCCAGGAGGGUGAGUGUCCUGUCCACCCUGGCCGCAGGGACUGGGUCCACAUCAAAACGAUGCCGGCCGCCACCUACCGCCUGCUCACGGGCCAGGAGCAGCCCGUGUACCUGUGA